Messenger RNA from Penaeus chinensis, 2502 nucleotides. Its product is annotated as acyl-CoA:lysophosphatidylglycerol acyltransferase 1-like. Gene Ontology annotation, molecular function: acyltransferase activity. The transcript is spliced from 7 exons. The coding region runs from base 346 to 1473 and encodes 375 amino acids. The record is from RefSeq and is a predicted model, not a curated record. NCBI's taxonomy places the organism in Eukaryota, Metazoa, Arthropoda, Malacostraca, Decapoda, Penaeidae. Gene Ontology annotation, cellular component: endomembrane system.
CAGAUUUCGAAAACUGAGACAGUGCUGAUAGUUACUGUAAAGUCUUUUCGAUGCAAGCCGACAUAUCCUCUUUUCUUUUUUCCGCGUAACGAGGAUCGAACUUCUACCAGAUGUCGCUUGCAAGCACCGUCAGCUGAAAACAUUGCAUUUACAGAAGUCACUCGCCUCGUCCUACGCUUGGGGCUUCUUUCGUGUGCUUGUGCUCAUCUGUGGGGGGAUUCAGCCAACAUGUAUCAAGUCAGAUAAGAAUGUUGGGUGGACUAUAAGGCAUCAGGUGAGGUUGGUGAGGUCUUGCUGGUGGACCCUGGACGGCUCGCACUCCCCUGCUGCUCCUGCGAUCCCAACAUGGAACAUAACACUAGAAGAUUUAGAUUAGAUGCAGAGAGGUUAUACAUCGGGCUGAAAGCAGCGUUCCGGAUAAUUACUUGUACCCUGAAUAACUUCUACUGCAUCCCGGUUCAUAUGUGUUGGGUCCUUUUGCUCCAACCGAUAAAAUGGGUCUCAGAGACAACAUACUGGUUCCUGGAAGGCAUUAUGUUCCGAUGGCUGUUGUCCAUGGUGGCAUUGUGGUCCUACAGUGCUGGGUACAAUGUUGUAGAACUUGGUGAUGAUGUGUGGGAUUUGCUAGAAGAACGGACACUGGUGCUGUUCAACCAUCAGUCCACUUCUGAUGUGCCACUCAUCAUGGCCGCCUUCAACUCCCGCCCCAAUCUGUCCAACAACAUCAUGUGGAUCAUGGAUCAUGUGUUCAAGCUGACCAAUUUUGGUAUCGUGUCAUGGGCUCAUGGGGACUUCUUCAUACAUGGGGGUAAAAAUCACAGAGAAGCAUCACUGCUUGAACUGGGAUCACACUUACAGAAGUUCUAUAUCCCACGAAACCGAAAGUGGCUGGUACUCUUCCCAGAAGGUGGAUUCCUCAAAAACCGAAAGGCAUCCAGCCAAAGUUAUGCCAAGAAAAAUAACCUUCCAGUGUUGGAAAAUGUUGCUUUGCCUCGUGUUGGUGCCCUCAAAGUCAUAGUUGAUAAUGCAGCAGCUCAGCAGCAUACUGAUGAUACUGAUAAGAUCAAGUAUCUACUAGAUGUCACUAUAGCAUACCCAGGUGGACGACCACUGGACCUACCAACUAUUUUUGGAGGCUGGAGACCAGCGUGUGAUACAAUCUUCCAUUAUCGCAGAUAUAAUAUUGAAGAGAUUCCAAAAGAUGAGGAAACGUUGACUAAGUGGCUGUAUGAUCGUUAUGAAGAGAAGGAAGCUAUUCUCCAGGAAUAUUAUGACACUGGCAUCUUCCCAGAUGCUAAUACUACACAUGACCCCAAGUUCGAACCAGUAGAGACACGCAGACUAACGGGGCAGAGAGUAGUUCAUGAUACUCUGGAAUUUAUCCUGCGUCAUAUUUUCUAUAUUGUUUCCACGUGGAUUUGGCUGUCAUUUUUGUACUGGGUGUUCACUUCCAUAUGCCAGUUGGUGUGGUGAUUCGGCUCUGGUGGGGAGAACGUACCUUGCGCUGUACAGGAAAAUGUGUAAUGACAGGUUCAAGUCUUGCAUCAGAAGAAAGAAAGAGAAUGACAAGCAAAGAGGUUUUGUGAUUGAUUUUUUACAACUGUGCUGAAAGUUAUUUGUGGACUACUUGUAUGCAAAUACAGCAUGACUUGAAGAGUGAGGUUGCAUAAUAAAUGGCAUAAUAAGUGACCCAGGAAUCUUUAAUAUAGGGUCGUGUGAAGUUGUGAACUGUGUGAAAUGUAUCUUGUCACAGACAAAUGCAUGUAGAACAGAAGGUAUUAGAUAGUGAGAGAAUGUGCAGUGUAUUCUCAGUAGUCACAAAGUGAAUGAUAGAAAAAAAAAAGAGCCCAUGUAAUGGAAAAAAUUCACACAAUGAUAGAAUGGGCGAUGGCUUUUGUUUUUAAUAUAGAACAAGCACAUCACUAUCAUCAAGGAUUGCAUUUUGAUUUAUAUCUAGGUCAUUGUAGCUUUAAAUAUUUUUACACAUUCUGUACAAUGUACAAUGCUUUCCCACUGCAGAUAUGACCUUAAUGUGACAAUGCAGCAGUUACAGUGAUAAUGACAGUUGUAGUGAAUAAAAUCCUGGCCUUUUUGUAACUAAAGAGUCUAGCACUAACAUGGGCUUCAUAUACAUUUCUCUUGAUCAUAUCAUGAUUGAAGUCUUAGUGAAGCUUUUACUGCAGAUGCCAUUCCCAGAUUUAAUCUUUUAUUACACACUGUGUCAUAUUUGUUGUAUGCCUUAAUUCCAAGUGCAUGAGUGGUUGCUUCAGAGCACAGGAAGAGCUGGUUCUCCUUGUGCUCUUUCACUAUCUUUUAUGGAAGAGGGAACCUGUGUAGUGCCAUCAGUGAGUGAGAGAUUUUGUUUGUAGAUAGAAACACUUUUGGAGGUAUGUCUAAUGUUGAUAUAAUUAUUUUCUUUGGGAAUUAUUAUUAUCAACAUUGUUUUUGUAUUUAAUUGUCAGUGUGUUAGUACUUAAUAUUGUUUUUAUGAUGGUUUAAUAA